AUGCCUUGUUGUGGAGGAACCAAGGCUGGUGGUGGUGCUUUGUUGAGGUCGGUGAGAUCCCUCCGAGUUCUACCUCCGUAUCCCUUGAGCCGGUUCCAAGAUUGGGCCUCGUUGGGCGACGCUACUCAGAUGGCUGCUUCGGACAUUCUGGAUUACGAUGAAAAGUCAUGGAACCGUCCUGGCGAGAACAAGAUCGAAGAGCUGUCGUUUGAAACCAUUACGCUGGAGGCGGGGCUUGGAGAAGAUGUCGAGAAGCAGUUUGACGAGACUGCAGUCGGGGUCAUUAUGAAUGAUCUCAACUUUACUGAGGAACAGGUUUGGGACUGCUGGGUCAAUCACUAUCAGGACUACUUCUGGGAGGAAUUGGAAGAGGUUGCCGUGGCUACGUACUUUGAAGAUCUGGGAUGGAAUCGCCAUUCGUUCGAAGACGAUGAUCCUCCUGAGAGUGACGAUAUGGAAUGGUUUCAGCUCACUGACAAGGAGAAGUUGGCAGCCGAGGCAUUGUGUUACUUCCCUGAGUUAUGGGCCGGUGACGUUGACAUUGCCGACUGGGAGAACCAGCCGGCUGGUGCCGGGGUGAAUCGCCCUACUAGUGUGGGCAACCAGACCUGGGAGGAACGCCCCGGUAUAUUUCCAUGGUCUCUUCCUCUGACUCGCCUGACUGUUUGGGAAGCUUUGUCUGCAGUAGAACAGACGCACGCCACUACUCUCGGAUUCAACGAAAGCACCUGGAAUAGCCCCGGAACGGCAGCAAUUGAAACUUCGUUUGACAGUUUCGACGAGUUGAGCGCGGCAAACAAAUCUGCUGCGGAGGGGUUGGGUAUCGAUGAGUUCUUUUGGGAUUGUUUGAUCCAGCACUAUUCCAACCGUGGUUGGAAUCAGUUGCAAGCUUUGGGUGUCCAAGAUUACUUUCUGACCCUUGACUGGACCUUUGCGUCGUGGCAUGACAUCGUUCCACCUCCAGCCACCGAUAGCAUGUCGUUUGCGGACUUGACGAUGGAACAGCAGGAGGCUGCGGAGCAACUAUGUUACUUGCCCGAGACAUACCCUCGAGGUGGAGAUCUUUUCAACAUCAACUUGCAGAGUUUUUCAGAGCCACCCAGCGCUGCUCCAAGCGUUGCUGUUUAG
Seminavis robusta is the source of this 1128-nucleotide messenger RNA. Lineage: Eukaryota; Bacillariophyta; Bacillariophyceae; Naviculales; Naviculaceae. The record is from the annotation of a GenBank genome assembly.